Molecule: messenger RNA, 405 nt
Organism: Glycine soja
Lineage: Eukaryota; Viridiplantae; Streptophyta; Magnoliopsida; Fabales; Fabaceae
Product: antifungal protein ginkbilobin-like protein
Exons: 1
Coding region: 1-405 (134 amino acids)
Cellular component (GO): plasmodesma
Source: RefSeq, a predicted model, not a curated record
AUGGGUAUUCCUUCAGAAAUUGCAGCAGUUGGGGUUGUUUUGUUGUGGCUGUGGAGUGUUGCCGUGGACAGUGUUCCCAACACCAACAUCACUGCCAUUCUGUGCAACGUUGGGGCGUACAGCUCAGGUGAUCCUUUUGCUGUGAGUUUAUCCUAUGUUGUUGGAGAAUUGGAGACAGAGACUCCAACCAGGAAAAACUACGAUUACUACAACAUUUCUCCUUAUCCUAAUGCAUUUGCCUAUGGACAUGCUGCUUGCAACAUUAAUCUGACUGCCACUGACUGCAAAACCUGUCUCGGUGUUGCUAAAACAUCCGUGUUCAACGGGUGUCCGAAGCGUGUAGGAGCUCGUUCGGUGCUGCAUGAUUGUACAAUCAGGUAUGAGCAGUACCCAUUUGAUGAUUGA